Molecule: messenger RNA, 1597 nt
Organism: Trichechus manatus latirostris (Florida manatee)
Lineage: Eukaryota; Metazoa; Chordata; Mammalia; Sirenia; Trichechidae
Product: cAMP-dependent protein kinase catalytic subunit PRKX
Exons: 9
Coding region: 39-1100 (353 amino acids)
Biological process (GO): signal transduction; peptidyl-serine phosphorylation
Cellular component (GO): cytosol; cAMP-dependent protein kinase complex
Molecular function (GO): ATP binding; cAMP-dependent protein kinase activity
Source: RefSeq, a predicted model, not a curated record
CCGCCCUCCGAGGCUGCGUCCGGGGAAGCCCGGACCCCAUGGAGGCGCCUGGGCCGGCCGAAGGGGCCGCGGCGGGCAGUAGCCCCGGGGGCCGCGACGCUGAGAGCGCUGGGGGGACCCCUCAAGGGGCGCCGCGCCCCGAGGCACCCACCUACCGGCUGCAGGACUUCGACACGCUUUCCACCGUGGGCACGGGCACGUUCGGGCGGGUGCACUUGGUGCGGGAGAAGACGGGCAAGCGCUUCUUCGCGCUCAAGGUGAUGAGCAUCCCCGACGUCAUCCGCCUGAAGCAGGAGCAGCACGUGCACAACGAGAAGUCGGUCCUGGAGGAAGUCAGCCACCCCUUCCUCGUCCGGCUGUUCUGGACAUACCACGACGAACGUUUCCUGUACAUGCUGAUGGAGUUCGUGCCGGGCGGGGAGCUGUUCAGCUACCUGCGGAACCGAGGGCGCUUCAGCAGCAACACAGGGCUCUUUUACUCCGCGGAGAUCGUGUGCGCCAUCGAGUACCUGCACUCGAAGGAGAUCGUGUACCGCGACCUGAAGCCCGAGAACAUCCUACUGGAUAAGGAGGGCCACAUCAAGCUCACCGACUUCGGCUUCGCCAAGAAGCUGGUGGACAGGACAUGGACCCUCUGCGGGACCCCUGAGUACCUCGCCCCCGAAGUCAUUCAGAGCAAAGGGCACGGGAGGGCUGUGGACUGGUGGGCGUUGGGUAUCCUCAUCUUUGAGAUGCUCUCAGGGUUCCCUCCAUUUUUCGAUGAUAAUCCGUUUGGAAUUUAUCAAAAAAUUCUUGCAGCCAGAAUAGAUUUCCCCAGACAUUUGGAUUUCUAUGUCAAAGACCUCAUCAGGAAGCUGCUUGUGGUGGACAGAACAAGAAGACUCGGAAACAUGAAGAACGGAGCAAAUGACGUGAAACGUCAUCGGUGGUUCCGAACUGUGGACUGGGAAGGGGUCCCAAACAGAAGAUUGAAGCCCCCCAUCGUGCCCAAAGUGACCUGUGAUGGUGACACCUCCAACUUCGAUACGUACCCCGAGAAUGACUGGAACAAGGCCCACCCCGUGUCGCCGGAGGACUUGGAGAUCUUCAAGAAUUUCUGAGGACAGGAAUUCCCGUGUGGAAGGCAGUCCAGAGGGUGAACCGGGCCAAAGAUGUACACACCUAUGCACACCUAAAGAGCUGCCUACGUGGUAUUGAAGGAGGACGUUUCCACGUUGGUAUCAAUCCACUUGUACAUAGAGACUUGAGAGCGGUUGGAAUCCACAGACCUGGCAUUAUUUAAACAACUGGAAGUGUCCUGCACAGUAGGAAACUUUGGGGAAAAAAAAGAAGACAAGCAUGGUUUCGUUGUAGACUUCACCUUAUCCUCUUGUGUUACGUUUCUCCUGCGAUGCCUACGUUUUCCUCAUAGACUUAAACUUUACAACUUUGGACAAAAAGUGUUCCACGGUCACCACCAACUGUGUGUGUGUGCGUGUGUGUGUGUGUGUGAAGAAGAACUUAAAGAUGUGUUCACAGGAACUGUGCCUGGAUGUAAAUGUUUCAUACUUGGCGGAGUCUAUUAUUUUUAUUUUCAAAUGUGUUUUAUUUCCUUCUG